This is a messenger RNA of Choloepus didactylus (southern two-toed sloth), 4056 nucleotides long. RefSeq names its product bone morphogenetic protein 7 (gene BMP7). The record is from RefSeq and is a predicted model, not a curated record. Gene Ontology annotation, molecular function: cytokine activity; growth factor activity. The transcript is spliced from 7 exons. Bases 70 to 1365 code for a protein of 431 amino acids. NCBI's taxonomy places the organism in Eukaryota, Metazoa, Chordata, Mammalia, Pilosa, Megalonychidae. Gene Ontology annotation, biological process: SMAD protein signal transduction. Gene Ontology annotation, cellular component: extracellular region.
CGCCACCUGGGGCGGCGCGGGCCCCGGUGCCGCGAGCCGGGUGCCCGGGCGGCGCGGAGAGCCGGCGCGAUGCACGUGCGCUCGCUGCGCGCCGCGGCGCCCCCCAGCUUCGUGGCGCUCUGGGCGCCCCUGUUUCUGCUGCGCUCCGCCCUGGCCGACUUCAGCCUGGACAACGAGGUGCACUCGAGUUUCAUCCACCGGCGCCUCCGCAGCCAGGAGCGGCGGGAGAUGCAGCGCGAGAUUCUCUCCAUCUUGGGCUUGCCCCACCGCCCGCGCCCCCACCUCCAGGGCAAGCACAACUCGGCGCCCAUGUUCAUGCUGGACCUAUACAAUGCCAUGGCGGUGGAGGAAGGCGGCGGGCCCGACGGCCAGGGCUUCUCCUACCCCUACAAGGCCGUCUUCAGUACCCAGGGCCCCCCUCUGGCCAGCCUGCAAGAUAGCCACUUCCUCACCGAUGCCGACAUGGUCAUGAGCUUCGUCAACCUCGUGGAGCACGACAAAGAGUUCUUGCACCCGCGCUACCACCAUCGGGAGUUCCGGUUCGAUCUUUCCAAGAUUCCGGAAGGGGAAGCCGUGACCGCGGCCGAGUUCCGGAUCUUCAAGGACUACAUCCGGGAACGCUUGGAUAACGAGACGUUCCGGAUCAGCGUUUACCAGGUGCUGCAGGAGCACUUGGGCAGGGAAUCGGACCUGUUUCUGCUCGACAGCCGCACCCUCUGGGCGUCGGAGGAGGGCUGGCUGGUGUUCGACAUCACGGCCACCAGCAACCACUGGGUGGUCAACCCGCGGCACAACCUGGGGCUGCAGCUUUCGGUGGAGACUCUGGAUGGGCAGAGCAUCAACCCCAAGCUGGCGGGCCUGGUCGGGCGGCACGGGCCCCAGGACAAGCAGCCCUUCAUGGUGGCCUUCUUCAAGGCCACGGAGGUCCACCUGCGCAGCGUGCGGUCCGCGGGGGGCAAGCAGCGCAGCCAGAACCGCUCCAAGACGCCCAAGAGCCAGGAGGCGCUGAGGAUGGCCAACGUGGCAGAAAACAGCAGCAGUGACCAGAGGCAGGCCUGUAAGAAGCACGAGCUCUACGUCAGCUUCCGCGACCUGGGCUGGCAGGACUGGAUCAUCGCCCCCGAGGGCUACGCCGCGUACUACUGCGAGGGGGAGUGCGCCUUCCCGCUGAACUCCUACAUGAACGCCACCAACCACGCCAUCGUGCAGACGCUGGUCCACUUCAUAAACCCAGAAACCGUGCCUAAGCCCUGCUGUGCUCCGACCCAGCUCAACGCCAUCUCGGUCCUCUACUUCGACGACAGCUCCAAUGUCAUCCUGAAGAAAUACAGAAACAUGGUUGUCCGGGCCUGUGGCUGCCACUAGCACCCCCUGCAAGUCAGUUUGGGGCCAUGUUUUCCUGGAUCCUUGGUCUCUCACAGCCGAGAUGUCCCACCAUCCAAAGUCUCCCACUGCCCAAGUUCUCCCACUGUCUAAGGUCUCCCACUGUCUUAAAUCUCUCACCGUCCAAGGUCUCCCAUCGUCCAAGGUCUCCCACCAUCUAAAGUCUGUCACCGUCCAAGGUCUCCCAUUGUUCAAGGUCUCCAACCGUCCAAGGUCUCCCACCACUCAAGGUCUCCCACUGUCCAAGGUCUCCCACUGUUUGAAGUCUCUGUCCAUCCAAGGUCUCCCAUUGUCCAAGGUCUCCCACUGCCCAGGGUCUCCCACUGUCUCAAGUCUAUCACCCAUCGUACAAGGUCUCCCACUGUCCAAGGUCUCUCACCACCCAAGGUCUCCCACCAUCCAAGGUCUCUCACCAUCCAAAGUCUCUCACCAUCCAAGGUCUCCCAUCGUCCAAGGUCUCCCACUGUCCAAGGUCUCCCACCAUCUGAGGUCUGUCUGAGGUCUCCCACCGUCUGAAGUCUCUCACCAUCCAAGGUCUCCCAUCGUCCAAGGUCUCCCACUGUCCAAGGUCUCCUACCAUCCAAGGAUUCCCACCACCCAAGCUCUCCCACUGUCUAAGGUCUCCCACUGUCCAAGGUCUCCCACCACCCAAAGUCUCUCACCAUCCAAGGUCUCCCACCAUCCAAGGAUUCCCACUGCCCAAGAUCUCCCACUGUCUAAGGUCUCCCACUGCCUGAAGUCUCUCACCAUCUAAAGUCUCUUACCAUCCAAGGUCUCCCACCGUCCAAGGUCUCUCACCAUCCAAGGUCUUUCACCGCCCAAGGUCUCCCAGCCUUGUCAAGGAGCCAGCAGACCAACCACAUCUUGUGAGACCUUCCCUUCCCUGACCCCAACUAUAAAGGUGUAGGAGUAUUAAGGAAUUCAAGAGGCAAAUAGCUUUUGAUCCAUUUUUCAUCAGCAUUCUAUGGACAGGAUCCUACAAGCUGCUGCAGGCAAAACCUAGCAGGAAAUGUAUAUAUAAAGAAAAAAGUUGCCUGGCCGCAGCCACUGCCUGCGAAGCUCGGCCGUGCACUGACUCAUUUCCAGAGGUGAUUACGAAUGCCCUUCAGCCGGGCCACCCAGCAGAGGAGGGAAGGGGGCGCUGCCAGGGGCGGGCACAUCGUGUCUGUGUGAAAGGAAAACUGAUGUGGAAGUUCCUGUAAUAAAUGUCACAAUAAAACGAAUGAAUGCAAAUGGUUAGAAUGCUACAGAUAUACUUUCCUAAACAAUUGAUCCCCAUUUAUUGGUUUACUCUUAAUUUCAUAAACAGAAGCAGUGGCUGGUGGCGGGCGGGAAGGCCUCUGCUCCAUUCCAGUUUCACUCCCAGGCUCGCAGAGACCAGCGUUUACCUAGACUUGCCCAGAUCCAAGAUUUGGGGGGACAGGAAUUUCAGCUUGCAGGAGGGGGUUUGUUGACCUUGAAGGAAAAAUAUGUUCCAUCCUUCAGCUAGGUGUGCAGUGGGGGCAGAAAUUAAAAUAGGUUCACAAAGUGAAACACUAGCAGAUGUUUGAGAAUGGCUUUUCCAGCAACCCCAUGGCGGGACAUCCAUGUGAAAUGGCAGAGUAAACAGGACUGAACCUCUAACUUGAGGUUCAACUCUGGCAAACACUGGCCCCAUGUUAAGAUGCUCUCAAGAGGGAUGGGGUGGGGAGGUGCGCUGCCAACCCCCAAAGGGGAUCCCUCUGUUUUUUCAUUGGUAGCAGCAUUCCAAAGACUGGAUUCUGGCAAAGGCCGGAACAAUUAGGGGGCUCUGCAAAUGAAUCUGCUCUUUGAAGUAAGGGAGAGACGGCUCAGUGGGAGGUGUGCCAAGUGCUGGGUGUGCUGGACACAAUUCCCAAAUGGAAGGAUCUGGAAACUGCUUUAAGGGUGACGUUCUAACGAAGUGCCCUCGCUUGGAGGUGCCAUUUGCAGUACAGCUCUGGGCAUGAACCUCCCUUGCUGUAGCUGGUGGGUUCCUCAAGUGGUGGGUACCCAGUCUCCACCUGCAAACUCAGGCCCUUGGGCUCGCAAGCCCCAGCUUGCUGGGAGGCCGUGGGCAGUGUGUAAACACAUCCUGUCUCUGUGACCACGUGGAAUCCAGACACAUGAAGAACCAUCUCCCCGUCUGGACUAAGUUGCCUCCUGGAACCACUGGGGCCCUGUUUUUAUUUCCUUUUAUUUUUUCUUUUUCAGUAGCUUGGGCUGCAGCCUCCGCUCUGCCUCAUCAGUGGGGAAGAAUGGCUUUUUUGUUAUUGUUGUGUGGGGUUUUUUUUUGUUGUUUUGUUUUGUUUUGUUUUGUUUUUGGCAACUCAGACUAUUUUGUGUGACUCCACUUGGGGAAAGUUUUCUCACCAUUUACACCCUGACCAGCCACCAGUUAGUAUCAUUUGUACGCUUAAACAUGUAAAUGGUUGUUACGAAAGAAAAAAAAGUAUUUAUUUCCAUCUGAAGCUCUUUUUAAACCCUUUGUGCCUUGUUCAGGAUGAUGAGCUCUCUUUCAUUCAACCUGUUUUCUUAUUUAAGACUAUUUAUUAACCACCGGCUUGAUGUAUCCACGGCUGUUGUGCAGGGCAGUCACUGGUGAACAUUUUGUGUAAAUAGACCAAAUAAAAAGAAUUUUGAGCUUGCAAUAAAGGAGACAUUUGGUUCUUGGGC